Molecule: messenger RNA, 1623 nt
Organism: Argentina anserina (silverweed cinquefoil)
Lineage: Eukaryota; Viridiplantae; Streptophyta; Magnoliopsida; Rosales; Rosaceae
Exons: 4
Coding region: 345-1457 (370 amino acids)
Source: RefSeq, a predicted model, not a curated record
UGAUUCUUCUUCCUCGUCUUAGUUGACCCUCAGCACUCCACCUCUAUACUUCAAUAUUCUUUUUAAUUUUUUAAUUUCGAAAGAAAAAGAUACAAUCAUGUUUGCUCCGACCUCUAUCAGAAGCCACUUUGUGCUGCCAGUGACUCAAAUCACACUCAUGCUUAGCAAGCAUACAGAAGCACCCUUCUCUUUUUCUGGGCAAGCAAUCUGAAUCUGAGCUACUAGCUAUAUAUAUUUACACAAGUUAUUUGUUUCAACAGUAGAAAGCUUUGUACUUUCAUCUGCGGUAUUGAUUCAGAAUAGGGUCUUUUGUUAGUUUAGAGAAGUGGGCUUGUCCUUAAAUCAUGGAGAAGCGUUUAGCUUUUUUGGUUGGGGUUUUGCUCUUGCAGCUUGUGAUUCAUUGCUCUGGUGCUGAUUUGAAGGGAGAAGAAGGUGCAAAAACUGUAGUGGAUCCGAAAGUUCCAUUGACAUCCAAUGGUUCAAAGAGCUCGGAUGAUAAGAAGGUUGUCAAGAAUUUAGUUUCAGAUGAUAAUGAAGUUCAAGAAGUGAAGAAAGAUAAAGAUCAGGAUAGUGGAUUGAAGGAUGGUGUUAGGAAUAGCAAGGAGAAGAGCGGUUCAGAUGGGGAACUUGGGUCGACAGAAUCUCAUAGUGUGCCAAAGGAUGAGAAAGGAUCGAAUUAUGCGAAGAGUGGGAAGCCGGGGGAGGAAUCAAAGGCAAAGCCUAAGGAGAAGGUGGGAAAUGCCGGAAAUGUGAACCCUGUGAGAGAGGAUGGUACUCCCCGUGAGGGAUGUGGUUCAGCUAAUAUGUGCACUGUUGAAGAGAACAUGCUGGUUGCGUGUUUGAGAGUUCCUGGAGAUGAUGAUUCUCCUCACCUUUCACUUUUAAUUCAGAACAAGGGUAAAGACCCUCUCGUGGUUACCAUUUCAGCUCCUGAAUUUGUGCUGCUAGAGAAAUCAAAAGUUCAGCUAAAAGAGAAAGCCAAUGCGAAGGUGGAUGUUUCUGUUGGAAAUGGAGGAGGUGCCAGUAUACUUGUUCUAAAAGCGGAAAAUGGCAAUUGCAGCCUUGACUUCAAGGACCUGAUCCAUCACGGUUCCAGGAAGGAGCCAGAUAAUUCUUCAAGCACUGCCUACUUUUACAUCUGGACACACAGACCUGCCAUUGGGAUUCUAUUGAUUGCCUCGCUAAUGAUUUUAAUAUUCGCUGGGAUGUACAUCAGAUUUAUGAAGAGGCGGGUUUCCAGCGGUGGCUUCAAAUACCAGAAGCUAGAUGAUGCGCACCUCCCAGUUUUGAGCAGCGAAAAGCCAGAAUCGCACAUUAAUGACGGAUGGGAUGACACUUGGGAUGAUAACUGGGAUGAUGAGGAGGCCCCCCAUACACCCUCUAUGCCAGUUACUCCUAGCCUCUCUGGCAAAGGCCUUGCCUCACGAAGGUUGAACAAGGAAGGGUGGAAAGAUUAGUUGGUUAGGUUGGCUGGACUUGCACAGUUGAAAAGGGGGAAAAGAGUGAGAUGAUAGAUGUAUGUUUUGUUUAUUCAAUACUGUAUUAUCACUGACUUAACAUCAUAACAUUUCAGAUUUUGUUUAACCAGCUAAUAUAGUAAAGCUGAAAGAUCUUCUUCCAUGU